GUAAUCCCCUUGCACAAACCGGCCGGAGCAAACUGCAGAAUCAGAGAGCUGUGUUGAAUCAGCAGAUCCUGAAAGCUGUGCGCAUGAGGACAGGAGCGGAGAACCUUCUGAAAGUAGCCACGAACCAGAAGGUGCGGGAGCAGGUGCGGCUGGAGCUGAGCUUUGUCAACUCAGACCUGCAGAUGCUCAAGGAGGAGCUGGAGGGGCUCAACAUCUCGGUGGGAGUCUAUCAGAGCGCAGAGGAGGCAUUUACAAUUCCCCUGAUUCCUCUUGGAUUGAAGGAGACGAAAGAUGUCGACUUUUCAGUUGUCCUCAAGGAUUUCAUUUUGGAACACUACAGUGAAGACAGCUUUUUAUAUGAAGAUGAAAUCGCGGAUCUUAUGGAUCUGAGACAGGCGUGUCGGACGCCCAGCCGGGACGAGGCUGGGGUGGAGCUGCUGAUGAGCUACUUCAUCCAGCUGGGUUUUGUGGAGACGCGAUUCUUCCCACCCACCCAGCAGAUGGGGCUUCUGUUCACGUGGUAUGACUCCCUCACCGGGGUACCGGUCAGCCAGCAGAACUUGCUGCUGGAGAAGGCCAGUGUCCUGUUUAACACCGGAGCCCUUUACACCCAGAUCGGGACCCGCUGCAAUCGGCAGACUCAGGCUGGGCUGGAGAGUGCUGUGGACGCCUUUCAGAGAGCCGCAGGUGUUCUAAGUUACCUGAAGGAGACGUUUACCCACACUCCAAGUUACGACAUGAGCCCGGCCAUGCUUGGUGUGCUCGUCAAAAUGAUGCUCGCACAAGCCCAGGAAAGCGUGUUUGAGAAGAUCAGCCUUUCUGGGAUCCGGAACGAAUUCUUCAUGUUGGUGAAGGUGGCUCAGGAGGCUGCCAAGGUGGGAGAGGUGUACCAGCAGCUGCACACAGCCAUGAGCCAGGCGCCGGUGAAAGAGAAUGUCCCCUACUCCUGGGCCAGCCUGGCCUGUGUGAAGGCCCACCACUACGAGGCCUUGGCCCACUACUUUACCGCCACCCUCCUCAUCGACCACCGGCUGAAGCCUGGUGCCGAUGUGGACCACCAAGAGAAGUGCCUGUCCCAGCUCUAUGACUGCAUGCCAGAGGGGCUGACGCCUUUGGCCACACUGAAAAAUGACCAGCAGCGCCGACUGCCACCCGGCUCCUGGAACUGUGGCCCCCUUGGAAAGUCCCACUUGCGCAGAGCCGUCGGCCACCACGAGGAGUCCGUGAGGGAGGCCAGCCUGUGCAAGAAGCUGCGCGACAUUGAGGUGCUGCAGGAGGUGCUGGCCGCCGCCCACCAGCGCUCCCGGCUCAAGUAUGCCCAGCACCAGGAGGACGAUGAUCUCCUGAACUUGAUCGACACCCCCAGCAUUGUGGCUAAAACUGAGCAAGAGGUUGAAAUGAUAUUGCCCCAGUUCUCCAAGUUGACAGUGACGGACUUCUUCCAGAAGCUGGGCCCAUUGUCUGUUUUUUCGGCUAACAAGAGGUGGACACCCCCUCGAAGCAUUCACUUCACUGCAGAAGAAGGGGACCUGGGGUUCACCUUGCGAGGGAACGCUCCAGUCCAGGUCCACUUCCUGGACCCUUACUGCUCUGCCGCGCUGGCAGGAGCCAAGGAAGGAGAUUAUAUUGUUUCCAUUCACGCGGCGGAUUGUAAGUGGCUGACGGUGAGCGAGGUUAUGAAACUGCUCAAAAGCUUUGGUGAGGACGAGAUCGAGAUGAAGGUUGUCAGCCUCCUGGACUCCACAUCGUCCAUGCAUAAUAAAUGUGCCACAUACUCUGUGGGAAUGCAAAAAACUUACUCCAUGAUCUGCUUAGCAAUUGACGACGACGAGAAGACUGACGGAAAAGCCAAGAAAAUCUCAAAGAAGCUUUCCUUCCUGAGUUGGGGCACCAGCAAGAACAGACAGAAGUCAGCCAGUACGCUGUGCCUUCCCUCGGCUGGGGUCGCCAGGCCUCAAGUCAAGAAGAAGCUCCCCUCUCCCUUCAGCCUCCUCAACUCCGACAGUUCUUUGUACUAAUGUGAGGAAACAAACAUUUCUGGUGCUGACUAGGCCUUAACAUUUGUGCCGUAAUGGACAAUACCAGAAUAUUCUCCAAUCCUGUUUUUUCCCAGUGUAAACUUGCAUUUGACAUGUUCUUAUGAAUGAAAGUAACAAGAAGCCUCUAGAAAUUUGUGAAAAACAAAUUAAUUUGAGGAGUGUCACUAUAUUGCUGCAAGUUAUUUAUUAUAUAAAGCAUUAUAAAUAGAAUAGUGUUGAAAUUAUGGCUAUUUUUAAUGGUUACAAUUAUGACUUUUAGUCACUAUCAGAAUUAAAUUGAGAUUACCUAUAUUAGAACAAUUUGUAAUAGUUUCCAGGUUUGCACAAUGACUAUUCCUCAACUUAGAAUUCAGAUGACCCUGAAUUAAGGCAGUUCAGAGGACUGUAACAAUGGAAUUCAAUUAGUGUUACUAAAAACUUUUCCAAAGAGCUGCUUAAUAGGAAUUCAUUAACUUACAAUAAAAUUUUCCUUUGACACCUAUAUACUAUGAAUGCUAUUUCUAGGUACAGUCUAGUGCCAAAUUCGUCUUGAAUCAUUAAAUAAAAACAAGAGCAGCUUUUCUUCUAGCUUGGUGUCAUUUAAGAGUUGCUAACACAGUGGCAGUGUUAGAUUAAGAUGCUGUCUACAAGGUAGAUAAUAUACUGUUUGAUACUCAAAACAUUUUUCAUUUUUUAAAAAGUAGAAGGUAUAUAAUUUCAGAAGGUGUAUAUAUUUUAAGUCUUGGAUAAAAAAGUAGUUUUACAUUUUAUAAGGUAAAGAUGUAAAUGAUUCAAGUUUAAAGCUAUUUGACCUUUUCAGAUAAUAUUCUUACCCAUUGAUUGCUCUUGCUAUGUGUUGGAUGAUACUGUGACUCUAGUAAGAUUCACUGUUGACAUAGUACAAGUUACAUGGCUAAAAUAUAUAGUGUUGAAGUCUGAUUUUGAGAAUUAACAAGAAUUUAAGUAUUUUCUAUUGUGCAAUAUCUUAAGGGAAGCAAACACCUUUGGGAAAGUGUAUCCACUGCUUCUAGGACCAUGUUUGUAUAAAGAUUUAAAUAAACACAUUUGUUUACC
This is a messenger RNA of Carlito syrichta (Philippine tarsier), 3092 nucleotides long. RefSeq names its product rhophilin Rho GTPase binding protein 2 (gene RHPN2). The record is from RefSeq and is a predicted model, not a curated record. Gene Ontology annotation, molecular function: protein binding. The coding region runs from base 84 to 2018 and encodes 644 amino acids. NCBI's taxonomy places the organism in Eukaryota, Metazoa, Chordata, Mammalia, Primates, Tarsiidae. Gene Ontology annotation, biological process: signal transduction; negative regulation of stress fiber assembly. The transcript has 14 exons.